AGGCUUCUUGGCCCGAGUGAUGGCCCGAAGGCGGGUGCGUUUGUGAGGAGGGCCCACCUCCGGACGGAGUUUGGUGACCCUUACCCCCGCCAUGCCGGCUCUGCAAGUUUGGGGGCUCUGGGGGCUCGGGGCCUUUCUUGCAAUUUCAGGAACAGCAAAAGCUGCGGGAGACCCCAGUGUAGUGGAUGACGCGUCCGCGGACUGCUUCACUUGCUACAGCGGUGACGCUGGCAACGUCACUGCCAUGGAGCUCCUGCAGACACAUGUUGACUUGUCCAGCAACGGCGCGCAGCGCGCCCCCUCUGUCCCCUUCAAGGAAUGGACGGCGUCGCCACAGGUGCUCCGCGCAAGCGGCGGCAUCCUCCUCGUGUGCCUUCUGUUUGUCUUGAGCUUUAGCAGCACGGACAUCCUGGUGAGUGUGGCAAUUUUUACGGAUCUAUUUAUGACAACCGUCCUCACCCCUCUUGCGCCGACGCUCACGGCGGACUACCAGCUCAUAGCACUGCUCACACGCUCAAAGAACAUAGUGACUUGCCUGCUUGCGCCCUUCACCGCUCGCUUCAUUGAUGGAAAUGAAGCCAAGUCCAUGCAGCUUGGGAUGCUGUGCGCGAUGCUGUGCACGCUGAGCAUGGCGGCGGUGAAGGAUUACUGGUUCUGGCUGGCAGUGCGGAGCCUCAGCGGAUGCUCGACGGCGGCAACGGUUUGGGGAGGCUUCGCCCUGUGCAACCGAAUGCAUGCCGACGAGGCCGCCGCACGCAAGAAAGCCAUGUCCACGGCCACUGCCGGGCUCUAUGCCGGGGUGAUCCUGGGCCCACAGGCUGGAGGCUUGUUUGUCGAUGACUCCAGCUCCCUUUUCCUCCUCCUCUCGGGCGCGCAGUUGUGUACGUUUCUCAUGCUGCGCUUCCGGCUGCCAGACCUGUCGCAGCAGAAGCAGACGCAAACUGACCGUGCAGUCGACAUGAUGAGCCUGGUCAUGGACCCAGAUGUGCGAAAUCCGAUUAUUGCUUUGUUCUUAGGCCUGGCCUUCAUAGCCGCAUUGGAUUCCACAGCUUUUGAGUACAUGGUCCGCUUGGGCUAUGGCCAGAUGAAGCAGAACCUCACAUGGCUGCUGUGUUCAGUUCCAGCCGUCCUCUUCGCGUGCCUUGUCCCAACGCUUCGCACUCUCGUUGAAGGCCGGACGCUGCAAAUUCUGGCGAUGCUCCUGGGCGGCGUCGGUGCUUUGCAGCGUUUCGAUUCGGAUUACAUCUUGCUUGCGCUUACACUGCCGGCCGCAAGUGUCGCGGCCGGGAUCGUUGAUGGAAACACACCAGCUAUGUUGGCCGAUCGGAGCCAGGAGAAGUAUGGUGGGACGGGUCAGGUGUUCGUUCUGUCCAAUAUGGCUGAUCAGGUCGCCUUCAUUGUUGGCCCUGCCGCAGGCAGCAUCGUUUGCCAGCAGCUGAGCUUCCCUCUCAUGUGCAAGGGCUUUGGCUGCUGCAUGCUGCUCUACGCCUUCCUUAUGGCCGUGUCGACACUCCGGCCAGAAGAUGCCAAGCCUGCGAAGGGAAAGCGCGUGAGCAAUCGCAAUCUACGGAACCUGGGUGCUGCUACGCGGUGCUUGCAGCACCGGGGCGAUGUAGAUGAUGGCAUUGGCUGCGUGGGUAUUCCCAUCCAUCUGUCACAAGCGUUCAUCUAUCAAUCGCCAGGCACUCCGUAUCCCAAAGGAGCCAUCUAUGGACGCUUCGACCACCCCACACGGUUAAAGCUCGAGCAGUGCCACGCAAGCCUGGAGACGGCGCUUCCGCAUGUCUUGGCCUUUAACACUUACGAGGCCGCGGUGGCGAGCUUGCUGGCCCAGUUGAGAUCGGGGCACCGGAUGCUUCUGUUGGGCACUGGUCGUGAGCAAGAUGUGCUGCGCUUCUUCAGGGAUAUGGCAGCGAAGCGGUCCUUCCAGCUCACCCAGCAUGAGUGCACAGCGGGGCUUUCAUCCGCUGCGAGAGUCGACUUGCUUUCGGGAACGAAGCUUUGCUGGCUCAACGGUGCACUUGAGAGGAUGGAGCUCUUGGCUUGGGCCAAGGCAUGCAGGCAGGUUGGCGCCAUCCUUGUCACAGAUGCGUAUCCAUGCCCCCCAACCUCACCAACCUCAGCUCUACUUGCGGAAGGCGUUUCCGUUGCCCUCUAUCCUUGCGCAUUCAUCAGCGGGCGCGACGAUGUUCACGCUUGCAUGCUUUCUACGGAUGAUUUGGUUGUGUUCAAGAGCGCGCAGUACUUUCGGCAGACCAUGGGAAGCACACCGGGGAACUUCGAGUGCUACCUGGCCUUCCGGGGGCUUUUGAGCCUGAAGGCUCGCAGAGAUCGCCAGGCCGCCAGCACCUCUCUCCUGGUCCAAGAGCUCCAGCUCUCGGCGUGGGUGGAGCGUGUGGAGCGUGUGGCGGACACGAGUUUCCAGCUGGGUUUCAAUGGCUUCCAGGCUGGCUCUUUGGGCACGGCUCUGGCCCGGCUCUCCCUUUGCUCCACCGCGCCCCGUGCUUCCAAGUUUGAGACUCAGCUUAAAUUUGCUUCAGCUUCUUCAGCUGCUUCGGCUUCUUCGGCUGCUUCAACGUCGUCGACUUCGCCCUGGAUGGCUUUGCGCACGCAUGCACGGGUCCAAGGCGCACUCGUUCAUGUAGAAGUUGGCUUGGAGAACCCAGAGGACCUGCUGAAGGACCUCUUGGCCGCCUUCCAAGGUGCCGAAAGGAAGCCGCUCGAAGGCUUUGCCAGCCGCAUGCUCAAAAGCGCAUGUGACCCUUCUCCUUCCAAAACUCCUUCCAAGGCUCCUUCUUCUCCUUCUGAUCCUUCUGAUCCUUCUGAUCCUUCUGACGCAGCCAGCACAUCCACUACAUCCACUCGAUAUCCGCAGAGCGAACUCGGCACCCUGGAGAGGCUGGUGGCAGAGGCUCACGCCACAAAGUUUGCUGUUGCCUUUGCCAGUGGUUCUGCAGCGUACCAUGUACUUCUGGACGAGCUUUCGCCGGGAGACCACGUGAUUGCGAGCAAACGGCUCUAUGUCGGAGCCUUUGAGGCUUUCCAAGACAUUGCUGCAGACGCCUACGGUGUGAAGUUCACCUUCUUGAACUUGGAUGACCUGGAUGCCGUGGCGGCCGCAAUGCUGCCCGAGACGCGGCUCUUGUGGGUGGAGUCCGCCUCGAACCCUCUAGGGCACCCGGCCGACGUGGUCGGCCUUGCCCGGCUGUGCAGGAGGGGUAGCAAAGGCGAAGAAGGUAUUAACGGAGAGGUGCGGCGUCCGCGGCUGGUGGUGGACAACACCUGGUGUGGGCCACUGUCGCUGCGGCCCUCGGAGCUGGGCGCGGACUUGGUGCUGGAGUCCUUGACGAAGGCCAUCGGGGGCCACUCGGAUCUCUUGCUCGGGGCCAUCUGCACCGACUCUGCACACCUCCACGCCCAGCUCUACAAGGCCCGGGCGCGCCUCGGAAACGGGCCAGCGAAGCUGGACUGCGACCUGGCCAUCAGCAGUCUUUGCACCUACGA
Messenger RNA from Effrenium voratum, 3504 nucleotides. NCBI's taxonomy places the organism in Eukaryota, Dinophyceae, Suessiales, Symbiodiniaceae. The record is from the annotation of a GenBank genome assembly.